Quercus robur (English oak) is the source of this 671-nucleotide messenger RNA. RefSeq lists its product as uncharacterized. Gene Ontology annotation, biological process: mitochondrial respiratory chain complex III assembly. Lineage: Eukaryota; Viridiplantae; Streptophyta; Magnoliopsida; Fagales; Fagaceae. The coding region runs from base 63 to 551 and encodes 162 amino acids. The transcript has a single exon. The record is from RefSeq and is a predicted model, not a curated record.
AAUGCCACGUUAAUUACACACUAUUGCUCAAACGCAAUCGGAGAGAGAGAGAGAGAGUGAGAAUGAUAGCCAUUACGAAGCUGCAAAAAUGGCGAAGCAUAUCGAUGAUUCCUUUGAACAACCUCAUAGCUCGCUGCGACGUCGUUUCUAUCAGUCGGCUCUUGCACAACGGACCUGACACCCUUGAAGAGCUCUUGGACCGUCACUUGGCGAAGGAACAAAAACCUACCCUUGACGACGAUGAGGCCGAGUUGCUAAGUCGUCGCCGACUCACCAGCACUAGGCGCGAGGCACUGAGUCUCUACAGGGACAUCCUCAGGGCUACCCGGUUCUUCACGUGGACCGAUUCGCGGGGCUUCCUGUGGCGAGACAUACUGAGAGAGAACGCCCGGAAGGAGUUCGAAGCUGCCCGGUUCGAGACCGACCCGGAAAUCGUGACCCGGUUGCUUCUUGGUGGUCAAGAUGCUGUUGAAUCGGCUCUCGAAAGGCUCGCCGAGAAACAUAGGCAAGAAAUUGAGAAGGAACGUAGUGGUGGUGGAGAUCGACGGUGAUUAUUGACUCUCGGUACAUUUUGAUCUUGAUUUCGAUCUCUCUAUUUUUGUAAUUGAAAUUGAAAUUUCUGUUGUUGGUUGAGGAAUGAGGAAUUGGAUCGUUUACCUGUAACUGUAUAA